Messenger RNA from Cuscuta epithymum, 997 nucleotides. The record is from the annotation of a GenBank genome assembly. Lineage: Eukaryota; Viridiplantae; Streptophyta; Magnoliopsida; Solanales; Convolvulaceae.
GACGCCUUGUAUAGUAUGGAUGAGUUGGACUGCGGUUGACUAUUCGUACUGUACGGCGGGUUGUUGACGUGUCCGGGUAGGUCCGGGGCGUGACAUUUGUUCUACGCCAGCAGACCAGAAGAGGCGUUAAAAAGGCAAGAAAUCUAGGGGAUGCAUUAAGAGGCUACAUUCAUCCGGUAGAACUGAUUGUGCAAGGAUACCUCACAAAAUGAAAAAGGAGAGUCUUACCGGGGACGUCAAUAGAACUGAACUAUAUUUGGUCACACAUGCUAGAAAGGUUGGUUCUACUUCCAUGAGCACAAGCGAAGGCUUGGACCAAAUAAGAUAGCUUGUAGCUGAUAAUCCAUACUUGGGACAAAAAGAUUUGGAUCAUGAUGCCGUUGCGAUGGUAUGUGGGAUUGAUGGAAAGGGUUAUGUGCGUGGUAUGGGUGGAGGUGUUACAAAGACUGAGAUACGUGCUUCAGGUCCUUCUAGAGAAAUUGCUCGCAAAGAAAAGCAACAACACGAAAUGGUUAGCAAUGAAAUACAAAUACUUAGAGAAGAAGUAGCCACAUUGAAGCAACUGGUACAAACUAACACAACCAGAUCUUCUGAGCAGUCUCAAGAGUUCUGUAAUACUACUCGGGGAGGUGAAUCUGGCCUCACUACAAAGUCUACAAGGGCAUGUUUUUUAAAAAAACUUAAGGAAAAAGGUCAUUCCUUAUGGACGCCAUAAUGAGGAAGCUCCACCAAAUGAAGAAGUUUAUAGUAUCAUUAUUGAUGAAAUAUUUGAUGGUACUGGUUCCUAUAUGACAGAGAUGAAAGGUUUGAAGACAUAUUGAUCGGUGAGCUCAUCAAUUGGCCAAAAGCAAAUGUCCACUUUACGAGGAUCAAUUAAUGUCUUUUUGUGCUACUUUUGCUCAUGUUUAGUUAGCUUGUUCCGAGACUACUUCAAUAUUAGUUCAAAAGUUAAUUUGGAUCAUGUGGUUAGUUGAACUUGAUGAUCAAAGGAUUUUAG